This is a messenger RNA of Ostreobium quekettii, 351 nucleotides long. NCBI's taxonomy places the organism in Eukaryota, Viridiplantae, Chlorophyta, Ulvophyceae, Bryopsidales, Ostreobiaceae. The record is from the annotation of a GenBank genome assembly.
AUGAACGCAAGUGAAGCUCGCAUGAGUUGGGCACAGGCGCUGAUCGUCAACUACCAAGGUAUCAAGGCGCUCUCCAGUGCAGCCACACGCAGUACAGGAGCUGCGGCGAUGCAGUGCAGGUAUUCCUCAUUUAUGGUGCUAGACAGAUUUGGUGGAGUUGUUUCUUUUCAGUUUCCUAAUGGGGAGCUGCUCGAAGAAUGUGGAUUUCCUCUGUUGUUCACAGAAGGCAGAAUGGAUCUUGCUCUUGCCCGGGCGCCCGCUUUUCGCAGUGGCUUGCAUCACUGCCCUCUCCACCCGAUUGUGGGGCCAUGGAGUUCAGAAUUGGUUGCCCUGGACCUCGGGAGGGGAUAG